Molecule: messenger RNA, 8453 nt
Organism: Amorphotheca resinae ATCC 22711
Lineage: Eukaryota; Fungi; Ascomycota; Leotiomycetes; Helotiales; Amorphothecaceae
Exons: 5
Coding region: 286-8163 (2625 amino acids)
Molecular function (GO): protein binding
Source: RefSeq, a predicted model, not a curated record
CGCGCCAUGAAAAUGAAAACCAGACAAAUGCAAAUGCAAAUCCAAUAAAGAAACGAGCUGUAACUACCUACGUCCACAGUCAUUUCUGCUCCCUCUGAAUUUCAAUUCUCCUCUGCUCUCGAGAUCCUCCCAAAACAUUUCCCCUCCCGCCGUCGCGGUCAGAAUUCAAUGACCGUCAGGCUUCCCGGUUACCUAGAAUCUCCACGGCCGUGAGAGAACGGCGACAUCUAAUGAAGGAGGACCGGCCGACCUGAUCCAACUCGGAGCCUGGGGCGGCGUGGAAGAAUGUCUACGCGUUCACGGCAGCAGCGCUCAUCAACCGUUGCAUCGACUCCACCAGAGAGCACGAAAGCUACCGUCGAGCUACAGCUUCUUCUCGACAACCUUUCGGCCACACUCCAGAGCCCCGUAGGCAACGCUUACCCCGACCUCUCGAAGCUCAUCAGUCAGGCCCAACUUGUGCGUCAGCAUUUGAUUGCAGCGCCCCAAUCUGCCCGGGCGAAGGACGAUUUCCGGCAUCUCCAUGGCUUCCAGAUCAUCAUAGAUACUCUCCGAGCAUUCUCCGGCUUCUACCACCCGACAAAGAGGAGCAAGGAAGACAAGAUACAGCUAUUUGAGCUUCUGGAAAUUGUACUGGGGGUUUUGGCACAAGCAUUUCGGGAGCACUAUGGGAACCAGAGAUACUUCAAACGAAGGGUUGAGGGCGGCGGAUGGGGUGCCCUAGAGCAGAUCAUCGCCAGCAUUGGUGUUGGGGGUAGCGAAUCUGAUGUGUGGGGUGAAGCCCAACUCUUUGGACGACUCCUUGCUUUUGCACUGGAUGACAAGAGGUUCGAAUCGCUGUGUCAGAAAGUUGCUGGACUACACCCUUCCAUGUUCAAAGAGCAGGGAAAUGCACCACAGCAACAGAAAUCUCCAAGCACAGAAGAGGCAGUCCAAAAAUCACUCCGGGAUAGUGAGCCUAGUCCUGCAACGAGUACUGUGGCAUUGCAUAGUGAUGAAGAUGUUAUUACCGUGGUGCAAUCCAGGCUCCAAGAAAUACUCGGAGAGAGCGCUUUGCUAUCCACUCCCGAUGUGGUGCCAAUCAUCAUUGAUUUUUGGAAGACAAUUCCUCGAAUUCCGAACACACCUGUGAAUCCUGCUGCAUUAGUCGUCAUCUUGACGCUAUCAAAGAUAUCGUCAAUCUCCAAGCAUAAUCUCGCGGCUCUGCAUUCGACUGGCAUUCUAUCGACCCUCCUGCCGCUUGCUUUUGAUUCUGACUCACCCCUGAAUACCACCGAAAGGUGUUGUGUGGAAGCUCUUUGCGGAUCUCUAAUAUCCCGCGGGGUCAACACCUUAAAUGAUGCCCAGUAUCUUGUUUGUAACCAAUCUUCCAAUGCGGCUGAUUUCCUUCUUCGAUCCAUGAAGGAAUCUCACUCCCCAGCAUAUAUUCAGUUCGACCUCUCCUUGAAUGGCUUUGCAUCAGUGGAGCUACCAACCCUAGGACGGUCAUUCCCUCCACUUUCAACGAUGCCAGGGUAUACUUUUACAGCCUGGAUAUAUGUGGAUCAGUUUGAUCCGAAUGCUCAUACAACUAUUUUUGGGGCUUUUGACUCGACCCAAACUUGUUUCGUCCUUGCAUAUCUGGAAAGAGAUACUCAUAACUUCAUUCUCCAGACUUCUGUGACAUCCUCACGCCCUAGUGUAAGGUUCAAAUCAACAGCAUUCAAAGAAGGACAGUGGUAUCAUAUUGCAAUAGUCCAUCGGCGACCCAAAACAAUGUCGUCUAGCAAGGCAUUGCUUUAUGUGGACGGAGAAUUCGUGGAACAAGUCAAAAGCCAGUAUCCCGAACACCCACCUCUCUCCAACUCUGCCGCAGACAGCUUUUCGUCUUUCACAUCACCAUCGACAACCAGGACAACCCCUGUGCAAGCAUUUCUGGGAACACCGCAAGAUUUGUCGACACGUCUCGGUCGUGGGGUGGUGUUCUCUCGUUGGUCUCUAGCCUCAGCACAUCUCUUCGAAGGUUGCCUCAGCGAUGAUCUAAUUGCCGUAUAUUAUCGGCUAGGGCCUCGAUAUAAUGGGAACUUUCAAGAUUGCCUUGGCUCCUUUCAGACCUACGAAGCCUCAGCAGCGUUGGGCAUGCGGAACGAGUUGAUUCACCCUGGCAAAGACGAGAGCUCAGACAUCCUUAGUGCCAUCCGCGAAAAGGCGAGCGCACUUGUUCCAGAACAUCGUAUCCUAUUGAGUAUUCUGCCUACAGCUGUCCUGGGGGAAGAUGAUCACGAAUCACAGCUACUUCGAGGAUUGGGUCGAACCGCUUCUAACAACUUGUUCCAAUUGACUCAUCAUACCGGCACCUCCUUGGCUAUCAAUGCUGCAAUCCCUUCAAUCAAUGAAGCUCUGACUCGAGCACAAGGUACUACUGUUCUGACAGGUGAACCGAUUGUAUUUGUUCCUCAGUCCCUUGAUGAUGCAUUAUGGCGCCUCGGAGGCUUCAGUGGCAUCGCCCUGAAACUGGUAGAGAGCGCAACUACCAAGGACGCUAUCGUGCGAGCUGUCGAGACUUUGUUCUACAGUAUCAAAGGUAGCUGGCGUAACAGUGAGGCCAUGGAGAGAGACAAUGGAUACGCUAUACUUGGUGCUUUGCUGCGCGGGAAAAUGGGCGCUGGCGUUGUUGUUGCGUCCAAGUACAAUAACCCUGAUGUUUCUACCUUAACCAACGAUGACCGAGACAAGCUUGGCUUUCAGUUACUCAAUCUGGUACUGGAGUUUCUGGGAUACAAUCACGAGAAACCGGAAGAAUCCUUCAUCAUCAACCCAUUGGCAUAUCGAAUCCUGCUGGUUGACUUUGAUAUGUGGCGAAAGACUGCACCGGCCACCCAAAAACUAUACUACAAACAGUUUGUCACCUUCGGUGUGCGCAGUAAAUUCCACCAGUUCAAUUCCCGAAGACUGCUUCGAAUGCGUAUUGUCAAAAGAUUUAUAGAUGCGAUGAAAGCCGAGACGUUCUCUCGUGAUGUUUUUCCAUAUUUCAUGGAGGCUUUUGAGAUAUUGGUGAAAUGCAAUAUGACUGCGGAAGUAUUUCGAUCUCUUGCGCUGUUCAUCACGUAUGCCUAUCAUCAGACAUCUGGCUCGGCCACUCGAACACCCAAAGGACAGAGCGGAACCUUACCCACACGAUCAGCAACGAUCUCAGGUAGCCGAAGAAAGCCGACAGUCAGCACUCUAUUUGAUGGGAAAGAAGCAACAUCUCAGAUUUUAACAAAGAGACAGUUGGGUAAUAAGGUACUUGAGAUGUAUACGGGACUUCUCUGUGAAAAGGGUAGCACGGCGAACAUUAAAAAGUUCGCCAGGACCGUUACAAACAAGUGGCUCCUCCACCUCUUGACAGAAGAUGAUCCUGAAGUAGUGGUUCAUGGCACUAAGAUCCUUGCGCGGCUUCUCGUCACUUCUGGCUCAGGAUAUGUGUCGAAAUUUUCUCUCAAAACGGGCGGCUUCACAAUCAUGCGCUUCCGCCUCAAGAGGUGGUGGGAUCUUUCAACCCUGUGGCCCAUCUGUUUCAGUAUUUUGUUCGCCCGCGACGUUGCUGAUAUCAACUUUGAGAGACCUUUCGAACUGUUCAGCCUUUUAGAAACCUUCAGCAAUGGUAAAGUCAUAUAUCCCGACGUCUUGCCGGUGAUUACGUCCAUGCUGCAGCACGGUUUGAAGGAUGUCUUGCGACAUCAAGAUGAUCCUGAUUCUCCUUUGACUGAUCGAGGUAGUGGGCAAGAUCAAGAGGCGAAUCUGACCGUACCGAUUAGCCUCCGUCCUAGGUCGAUGUCCUUGACAAAGGAACUAGAAUCUCGACAAUCAAACCAACCGAAGAAGGAGAAGCUCGGCGGACAAGCCACCGUUUUACAUACAGUUAUUCGUUUCCUUGCUGACUUGCAUGGUAAAUCUUCCGACUUCCGGGACUUUGCAGUGUCUUCGGACUAUGUAAGGCUACUGCUUGCAGUCCUAUUUCCAGUUGUCGUCAGUACAGACUCUGUUAGUGCAGAGACUGAGUUGAACUCUCGAGAUUCGGCUCUAACAUUCGAGGGUGACGAUGUCAUCAUACGUCCCAUUGCUCGCAUAUCAACAAUGCCUACCCCCAUAGUUCGAACCUCAACGGUAGAAACCGAUCUGCCUCCCAGCCCGACGGCUGCUCGAGCGGUGCCUUUACGGAGGGGGUCAUCAUUUAUUCUACUGACAUCUCAACCGUCCGAAUUUAGCCCAUCAAAUGCCAAGUUAAACAUUGUAAUGUCACCAAAGAAGAAGCUCGCGACGCAGAAGAUCAGUAAUACGCUUGUUGAAGGUUUACUUGAGCUCCUCCUCAAUAUCUUUGUCGAUCAGGUUAUGGUCCGGAAAGAAUUCCCUGGCUUCGGGCUUUUCCUGAAGAUCCCUCCAGGAUUUCGAGAGCACCAGGCAUAUUUUGAGUCUUACUUACUACGCAACACAGUAUCACAGCUCGAAAGUACUGUUCAGCUCGACCAGAAAUCCUUAUGGGAACCUAGGCUCAUCCAAAAUAUGUCUCGAUUCGUUCUACAUAUUGGUGAAGCUGUCUUCGAAGGCUGGUUUUUGAACGGUGCAGAACCAUUGCUUGACUUCGCGGGGACAUUGCUUGAAUAUCUGCAGCGGCCUGAGGUAUCCAAAAUCAAAAGCGUGCGACUUUGCAGUCAGGCUAUUCUCUCCAUCACACAUGUCUUCUUGAGAGUAAUUCUGCUUCGAUUAUCAGAGCUUGAUCAUGGUCAUAUCUCUGAGGAUGAAGCUGUGGCUUUCAUGGAUAAGCUUCACUACUGGCAAACAGUGGUUCUCUCUUCCGAUGUUGAAGAGGAUUUUCUAAAACUCAUAUGCUACCAAUUAUAUCUUAAAUUGGUUGACUCACGAGAAAAGGUUCGUUUAGCUGCUGCCAAUCUGUGGCGGAUCUUACUCGUGCAGAAACCGGAAGAGACCUCAAAGAUGCUCCAGCAUACAAUGCCGUCCGAGUAUAGACAACUAAGUUCUGGGUUCAAGAAACUUACGGAGUUGGAUAAUGAGACAUUCGUUGAUUGGGUUGGUGAGCAUCGAGUGGAGCUAGAUGCUUUGUUCUUUGGCGCGAUGUCUCGUACCUGGGAAGAAUUUGUCCACGCUGAGAAUGAGAAAACCGAAGAUGCUGCCAACACACGUGUGGCCAAGCGUCGAGAAAAGCUCAGGCAGUGGCAUACUGAAGAUCUGAACGAAGAAGAUAUUCUGUUCCGCCAUGAUCUUGCGUCGACUGUUUGGAUGAAGCAGAUCUACGCCUCAGAGCAUCUGAAACACCAAAGAUCACAACAAGACCAGCAAGACAACUUUGUGUUCCUGGCAUCUGCAUUUUCAAAAAUGGAUCGUGAACUUCACAGACCAUGCGCAGUCUUUGACAGUGGGUCAGCCACAAAAUGGAUGCUCGACCGCACAGAGGGUCGAAAUCGUAUGCGCCUACGAAUGCUACCAGACCGCGCGCCUCCUUCCUAUGACUACCAACCCAAACGUAGGAUCACAGAUGCCACAUCAAAUGGGGUUUCAAAACCCAACAGCAAGCCUGGAUCUAUUGGGACGGGAACGUCUGUAUCAACUCCACCAGGCGAAUUGGCACUUGAUGGUACAUCAGCAGAGAAGCCAUACGAUACCUCAGUAAAUCAUCCACAGACCGGAUCCAGCGGAUCACAGGAGAGUGUGAUGGCUGAGGAAGAUUUCGAGCUUGUUGAUGAUCCAAACGACCCCGGGGAAGGUGACGAAGCGUACGAGGACAAGAACAGAAAGGUUAUGCGCAGCCUUCAACGAGGCGACCAAGUUCAACAAGUAUUCAACAUCUCUCGAAUCAUUGGGCUCGAGGCAGUUGAAGGCUUGUUGAUAUUGGGCAAAGACUCAUUGUACCUCAUUGACAACGUCUUCCAACAGUCUGAUGGGGAAAUCGUAAACGUUUGGCAAGCUGCGAAAGAGGAGCGAGAUCCAUAUUUACAAAUGAUCUCUGGUCAAAAGACGAACGACAAGAGAACGCAGCCGGUUAGAGCCGAUCAAGAAUCAAGAAGCUGGAAGUGGAGUGAUGUGAUCAGCAUCUCCAAACGCCGUUUCUUAUUUCGAGAUGUUGCGGUGGAGGUCUUUUUCACCGAUGGACGCAGCUACCUUUUAACUGCUAUUUCGCCCGCACUUAGAGAUGACUUGUAUAACAAGCUCGCCUCGAAGGCACCUCAUUCAAUUGGAAGCUCGAGCUUGCCCAAUCCAGAGCAUAGCUGGCGUCUUGAGGCGCUUAGAGUAGUGGAAGAGUCACCGACAACCUUCGGUUCUAAGUUCGGUAACAUAUUCAAUCCAUCAGCCUGGAACCCAGCAAUGCGAAGAUGGGCCAAGGGCGAGAUCUCCAACUUCCAUUAUCUGAUGCUAGUCAACACAAUGGCUGGUCGGACCUUCAAUGAUCUUACCCAGUACCCAGUCUUUCCAUGGGUCCUUGCAGACUAUACCAGUGAAGAGUUGGAUCUAAACAACCCUGCUUCAUUUAGAGACCUCACAAAGCCCAUGGGUGCACAACAUAUAUCCCGGCAAAUGGACUUUAUUGAACGUUACAAGACAUUUGCAGAUAUGACUGACCACACGCCAGCAUUCCACUACGGCACUCAUUACUCAUCAGCUAUGAUUGUAACAUCCUAUCUCAUCAGACUUCAACCCUUUGUGCAAUCGUAUUUGCUCCUCCAGGGAGGCAACUUCGACCACCCGGACCGACUCUUCUAUUCCAUAGAGAAAGCCUGGAUGUCUGCUUCAAGAGACAAUAUGUCGGACGUACGGGAGCUUAUCCCAGAGUUUUUCUACCUGCCCGAGUUUCUUACCAAUAGCAAUGGAUAUAAUUUUGGAGUAAGACAGGGCAAUGGUGGCGCUAUCGAUAAUGUGCAGCUACCUCCUUGGGCCAAAGGAGACCCUAAGAUCUUCAUAGCAAAGCACCGAGAAGCUUUAGAAAGUCCAUAUGUCAGCAAGCAUCUGCACCACUGGAUUGAUCUUGUCUUUGGAUCUAAACAGCGUGGAGAGGCUGCAAUCGAAGCCGUCAAUGUCUUCCACCAUCUCUCGUAUCAUGGCGCCAAAGACCUCGAUAAUAUCGAAGAUCCGGUCGAGAGGCUGGCAACAAUCGGCAUCAUACAUAAUUUUGGCCAAACACCACAUCAAGUUUUUACCAAACCACACCAACCCCGCGAAGAAAUGCGCCAUAAGAUCAAGAGGCUUGACACAUCGGCCGAAGGCCUCACGCUGCUUCCUUUCCCUCUCCUCGAAUCCAAGGAACGCGUAGCAUCACUCAUCUUCUCGUCAAAACUUGAUCGCCUGCUCUGCGCUACUGCAUUCAAACUCAAUCACCCGCCCCAUUACGACAAAUACCUCGAGUGGGGAUUCGCGGACAACAGUGUACGUUUCUAUUUCAACGAAUCGAAGAAACUAGCUGGCCUCUUUGAAAAUUUGCAUCAAGGGCAAUUAUCUUGUGCCCUCUUCGCGUCGUCCCAACUGCUCAUAACGGCAGGGGAGGAUUGUGUGAUAUCUGCUCAUACCGUCAUUACAUCGCCUUCCAAGCCUGUAGAACUGCAGCCAAGAUCUUCGCUCUUUGGACAUAAGACUCCAGUCACUACACUUGCAGUCAGCAAGAGUUUCAGUACGCUCCUUUCCGCCUCGAGCGAUGGUACAGUCAUCCUCUGGGAUCUCAACCGUCUCGAGUUCGUCCGCAAAUUAGCACAUGGCCGACCCAUAGAAUGCGCCCUUAUCAACGACGUCACCGGGGAUAUCAUGCUCUGCCGCGGCCAGAAAGUUGCCUUGUACACGCUAAACGGCGAGCUCAUCCUCGACCAAAACGUCUGCAGCGACCACGAUGACUGGAUCUCUAGCUGUGCUUUCUACGAAGGUACCGGUAACGAGUGGCUGGAAAACACGCUGGUAUUUACGGGCCAACGCAGGGGCGUGGUGAACGUCUGGAAGAAGGUUGUGGGACCGGGCAAAGAGGGCUGGAAGUUGGAAUUGGUGAAACGCCUGGAUCAUGUGGAUUCAAGGAGGAGAGGCGGCGACGAUGAAAGAAAUACCGAAGCGGCGAUUACAUGCAUUACGCCUAUGCCGCAGUGCGUGUAUACGGGUGAUGAGGAUGGGCGAGUCUAUGAAUGGGAUUUGAUCCAACGUGAGAGAUGAAAAAUAGACGAGUAGCUCGCUGCUCAGGGGGUUAGGCGUUCUCGGAUGCUCCUAUAUAUACCUUAUAUACAUGGUGAACGGCGUUAUGAGCUCAUGGUGCCUCAUGCUGCUGUGCUGGUAUCAUAGCACGGACUGGGUAUAGGCAUCAAGCAGGGCGGCGGUGUAAAAACAUGUAUUUAAGACACUGGCGUUGAAAAUUCAUUACAGAUGCAUCGUUUGAUCUAGGACCUCGAAACCGAGAAUUUGGAGGUUGUGAGUCGUGGUGCCCUUUGAGCAGUUGGAGAAGAGGU